This is a messenger RNA of Eremomyces bilateralis CBS 781.70, 540 nucleotides long. RefSeq lists its product as uncharacterized. The record is from RefSeq and is a predicted model, not a curated record. NCBI's taxonomy places the organism in Eukaryota, Fungi, Ascomycota, Dothideomycetes, Eremomycetales, Eremomycetaceae. The annotation marks the transcript as partial. Gene Ontology annotation, biological process: actomyosin structure organization; mitotic cytokinesis. Gene Ontology annotation, cellular component: myosin II complex; cytoplasm. Gene Ontology annotation, molecular function: calcium ion binding; cytoskeletal motor regulator activity; myosin heavy chain binding. The transcript has a single exon.
GACGCGAUUUCCCACCUCCCUGCGCCGCUCCUCCACACCAUGCGCGAAUCCUUCAGCGUGCUGGACCGCAACAACACAGGCGUGAUCACCGCCGCCGACGUCUCGGACAUGCUCUCGCAACUCGGUCUCGAGCACCACCCAACCGCACUAUCCGGCUACUUCGCGCCGACGUCCGCAACUACACUAAAUCUGGCGACGUACCUAAACCUGCUGGCGACGCCGAUGCAGGGGGCGUCGGAGGCGAUGGAGCUGAAGGAGGCAUUGGCGGCGUUCGACGAGGAUGAUAGUGGGCAGGUGGACGUGCGGGAGUUGCGGGAGGCGUUGUUGACGACGGCGCCGGAGGAGGGGGAGAGGGCGUUGGGGGAGAGGGAGGUGGAGAAGGUGUUGGGGGAGUUUAGUGGGAGAAGGGCGUUUAGUCGGAAUAAAGGGUUUGGGAAGGUGGGGGUAGCGGGGAAAGGGGAGGUGUUUAAGUAUCAUGAGUUUGUGAAUGCGGUUUGUGGGGGUGGGAGUGGAGGAGUUGAGGAGAAGGUUAGUGGGUGA